Dromiciops gliroides (monito del monte) is the source of this 4320-nucleotide messenger RNA. RefSeq names its product ADAM metallopeptidase domain 17 (gene ADAM17). Gene Ontology annotation, molecular function: metalloendopeptidase activity. Lineage: Eukaryota; Metazoa; Chordata; Mammalia; Microbiotheria; Microbiotheriidae. The record is from RefSeq and is a predicted model, not a curated record. Gene Ontology annotation, biological process: membrane protein ectodomain proteolysis; Notch signaling pathway. Gene Ontology annotation, cellular component: plasma membrane.
UGUGGGCGGCCUCGAGCCGCUGGACGGAACUGGGGGAGUGGAGCGCGCGGGCCCCGCGGGAAGUCGUCUUUCACCUCUGACUUCCGGGGACCGGCGAGCGAGCGGCAGGAGCGGGUGGCCGUGAGGAGGGAGAGGAGCUUGGGGCCGGGUCUCGGGUACGAGCCGAGCCCCAGGCCCCGGGCCAGAGAAAGGGAGGAGCUUUCGGGGCCGCCAACAUGAAGUUAUGCAUCCUCAUCCUCUCCAUCUGGUCCCCUGUGCUGCUGGCGGGGAGACCCCCGAACGAGCCCGGCUAUGACUCUCAUCCUCCGAACGAGAAGCUUGAUUCCAUGCUAUCAGACUAUGAUAUCCUUUCUCUGUCAAACAUCCAGCAACACUCCUUGAGGAAAAGAGAUCUACAGACAGCCUCACAUUUAGAAAGAUUAUUGACUUUUUCAGCCUUACAUAGGCAUUUUAAAGUAUAUCUAACAUCAAGUGCUGAACGCUUUUCACAAAAUUUCAAAGUAUUGGUCGUGGAUGGGAAAGAAGAGCAAGAAUAUCCUGUAAAAUGGCAAGAUUUUUUCACAGGGCAUGUAGUAGGUGAACACAAUUCCAGGGUUCUGGCCCAUAUAGGUGAUGAUGACUUUACAGUAAGAAUCAAUACAGAUGGGGCAGAAUAUAACAUAGAGCCACUCUGGAGAUUUAUUAAUGAUACCCAGGACAAGAGGAUGUUGGUUUAUAAGUCUGAAGAUAUCAAAAAUGUUUCACGUUUCCAGUCUCCAAAAGUAUGUGGUUAUUUGAAAAUUGAAAAGGAAGAACUGCUCCCUAAAGGACUAGAAGACAGGGAACAACAUACAGUGUAUGUUCAUCGGGAGAAGAGAGCUCCUCCAAAUCCAUUGAAGAAUACAUGCAAGUUACUGGUGGUAGCAGACCAUCGUUUUUUCAAGUACAUGGGCAGAGGGGAAGAGAGCACAACUACAAAUUACUUAAUUGAGCUGAUUGACAGAGUUGAUGACAUCUAUCGGAAUACAUCCUGGGACAAUGCAGGUUUUAAAGGUUAUGGCAUACAGAUAGAACAGAUUCGUAUCCUCAAGACACCUCAGGAGGUAAAACCUGGUGAAAGGCACUUUAACAUGGCAAAAAGUUAUCAUGAAGAGAAGGAUGCUUGGGAUGUGAAAAUGUUACUAGAGCAAUUUAGCUUUGAUAUAGCUGAGGAUGCAUCAAAAGGUUUGCCUUGCACAUCUUUCACAUACCAAGAUUUUGAUAUGGGAACUCGAUUAGCAUAUGUUGGAUCUCCCAGAUCAAACAGUCAUGGAGGUGUUUGUCCAAAAGCUUAUUAUAGCUCAGUUGGGAAAAAGAACAUCUUUCUGAACAGUGGUUUGACCAGCACAAAAAAUUACGGUAAAACCAUCCUUACAAAGGAGGCUGAUUUGGUUACAACUCAUGAAUUGGGCCACAACUUUGGAGCAGAACAUGAUCCCGAUGGCUUAGCAGAAUGUGCCCCAAAUGAAGCAGGUGGAAAAUAUGUUAUGUAUCCAAUAGCUGUGAGGGGAGACCAUGAGAAUAAUAAGAUGUUUUCAAACUGCAGUAAACAAUCCAUCUUCAAGACUAUCGAAAGUAGGCUCGGGAAGUGUUUUCAAGAACGCAACAAACAAUGUGUUGGGAAUUCCAGGGUGGAUGAAGGAGAAGAAUGUGAUCCUGGCAUUAUGUAUCUGAACAAUGAUACCUGUUGCAAUACAAACUGUACUUUGAAAAAAGGAGUUCAGUGUAGCGAUAGAAAUAGUCCUUGCUGUAAAAACUGUCAGUUUGAGACAGCUGAGAAGAAGUGCCAAGAAGCCAUUAAUGCUACCUGCAAAGGCGUAUCCUACUGUACAGGUAACAGCAGUGAAUGCCCCCCUCCUGGAAAUGCUGCAGAUGAUACUGUUUGCUUGGAUUUAGGAAAGUGUAAAGAUGGAGAGUGUAUUCCCUUCUGUGAGAGGGAGAAGAAUCUCCAGUCUUGUGCAUGUAAUGAAACUGACCACUCUUGCAAAGUGUGCUGUAGGGAUGAAUCUGGCCGAUGUGUUCCAUACCUUGAUGCUUAUAAUAACUUCUUAUAUUUGAGGAAAGGAAAGCCCUGUACUGUGGGAUUUUGUGACAUGAAUGGUAAAUGUGAAAAACGAGUACAGGAUGUAAUAGAGCGAUUUUGGGAUUUCAUUGAUCAGCUGAGCAUCAAUACAUUUGGGAAGUUUUUAGCAGACAAUAUUGUUGGUUCAGUCCUCGUCUUUUCCUUGAUUUUGUGGAUUCCCCUCAGCAUUCUUGUCCAUUGUGUGGACAAGAAAUUGGAUAAAGAGUAUGAGUCUUUGUCUUUGUUUCACCCCAGUAAUGUGGAAAUGUUGAGUAGCAUGGACUCUGCAUCUGUUCGCAUCAUCAAACCAUUUCCUGUGCCUCAACCCCCGGGUAGACUUCAGCCCCUCCAGCCUGCUCCAGUGAUGCCCUCAGUGGCUCCAAAGCUGGACCACCAAAGGAUGGACACCAUUCAGGAAGACCCGAGCACUGAUUCAGUCCUUGAUGAAGAUGGCUUUGAGAAGGAUCCUUUCCCAAAUAGCAGCUCAGCUGCAAAGUCUUUUGAGGAUCUUACAGACCAUCCUGUCACAAGGAGUGAAAAGGCAUCCUCUUUUAAAUUACAACGCCAAAGUCGAGUGGACAGCAAAGAAACAGAAUGCUAAUUUAGGGUUUUUGCCUCAAGCUUUCUUGACUUACCUGUUCAAAAUAAUUUUUAUUACAUUAUAUAUUUCAAGGGACUGGUUAGGAAAUGGGACAAAUAAGGAAGUGACUUAACAGCAGAUGCUGGGCAUGUGUUUGACCUUCCUUUACUGAAAUAAUCAUCAUGUGUUUAGUCUUAGCCCAUUUUUCCUUUCAAGGAGGUAAGCUUGUUUUGAAGCUUUUUGGUUUGAUUUAGGUUUUUUGAAUCUUUAAAAUGUACUUGUAACCUGUGGUGCAAAAAGCAAAAAAUCUAGCUGAAUCAGACUGUGUGUAUAUUUGCUUUUUGUAAUUUAACUUUGUAUUCCUAAUAGCACUGAUUAGAGAGGUGAGAUUUUUUUUUGUUUGUUUUCAAAUGAAAAUUGAGCUGAACUAAAAUCUUGUGUUAAAUGAUCUAAAUGUGGGUUUCAGAUGUUACCAAGAGCCUUUGGCAGAUAGUCAUAAAAUCUGAUCUUAGAAAUAAUUUCAAUUGGUGAAGAGUUAAUCUAGAUUCACAGUUGAGGGAAGAGGGGACAUUUAAACAUAUACAUAUGUGUUUAUGAACAUAUACAUAUAUGUUUUCAUGUAUACAUUUGUGUGUGUACACACAUACACACACAUAUAUAUAUAUAUACACACAGAGAGCUAGAACUCCCUGUUUCUUUUAUAAGAGCCUUCCAAAUGUUUAGCCCCCAUCUGCUGGUUAUUGUCUUCUUUGUGAAUUCCUGUUGCCAAAACUUUUUUCAAAUGUCUCUUAUUUAAAGGAGUCUGUACCAUUGGGCAGGAAAGCUGACUGACAUGUGUUGCUCUUGGAUUGAUAAAAAUGCAUCAACAAGAACACAGAAAAGAUGAUUCUUAACAUUGAUAGCAAUACAAAGUAUGAAAAAUUAGCCACAAGUAACUUAAAAUGUGGUUAUAGAUCAGUCAACUUAUCAAGCAGACAAAUAGUAGUCUUUCUCUUUGAGCUGGGUGGUAUCUGUCACUGGAAAGUUUGGCAAAUAUACUUGCAAUACUUGCUGCUUUUGGAUGUUCCCAGGAUCCUGAAAAAUUGCCAAUUGCUAUGUGAAUAAUCAAAUCAUUACAGUUAAUUUUGAUUUACACAGAAUUAUGGAGUUGAAAGCAUUUCUAAGUACUGAUAAACAGUGCUUACCAGCCAAGAUAUUUUAAUUCAGCUUGUAUUUAUAAAAUUAAUGGAAAUUAACCAAACCUUUGACAAAAUGUUUUUUCUCAAGAAUAUAUUUGUUACAUGGAUUCUUGUUACAUUAAUACUUGAAACUUGUGCCUUAUGGUAUUGUUAUUGUUAACUAUUCAUUAUGCUAUAGUUUUAGAUAUACUUUUGGAAUUUGAUCACUGGGGUGUGUGGGUGUGUGUACGAAAAUGUGAGAGAUCCAUAUAAUUUCUAGGAAAAUGUAAUAUAACCAUUUUUUAUAAAAUUUUAUGACUUUUUUUAAAACAAAAUUGUCUUUGCCUUUUCCCCAUGUAUAGAAUUAACAAGAUGCUCAGCAUGGAAUUUGUAACUAUGGAACUGGUACUACUUGCCUUAAAUUGUUAAUAAAUAUUUAAUAACAUCAAAAUGGUGUUCCUAAUUUAGCAGUCCAAUAAAUACCUUGUAAUUUACAUAUAAAA